Clupea harengus (Atlantic herring) is the source of this 3401-nucleotide messenger RNA. It is a transcript of the gene ntn4, whose product is annotated as netrin 4. Gene Ontology annotation, cellular component: laminin trimer. Gene Ontology annotation, biological process: cell migration; basement membrane assembly; axon guidance. The record is from RefSeq and is a predicted model, not a curated record. Lineage: Eukaryota; Metazoa; Chordata; Actinopteri; Clupeiformes; Clupeidae. Gene Ontology annotation, molecular function: protein binding.
AAUGUGCACCAAAUGGGGCGGGGAAGAGUGCCCUGCCAAUCAAAGUGUUUCUUCAAUAUUUGUACGGGGUACGAUUCUGAUUGUAUUAGCAAUAUCCCUGUGUGUGCGAAUGUGUACAGACUGUAUGAGAGAGUGUGAGAGUCAGCAGUGGAUUUUUCCCAAGAAGAGAAAUGCGUAACAGGACUUAAUGCGUAACCUACACCUGUGUCUUAAGGAGGUCUCUUGUGCGCUGCGUCAAGCUAACCAAUGUCCCGCUUGCUCGCUUGUUCUCAUGGAGCGAAACUUUUUCCGGCCUGAAGUUGUUUUGCCUCUUGAAACUUGAUGCUACUCUGAAGACAUACGUGAGGAUUCACCUGAGAGCCACCUGGGUAGACAAGUAGGAGGGAAACCCUGAUUCUGCCCAACUGGACUGUCUCGUGAUCUUACCGAAGGAACCUUAAUCACACACAAGUGCUUACUAAGUGGCGUCUGAGAAUCCUGCCGUGCGACCUAGGCGAUGUUGUUGUGGUUGAUGAUGAUGAUUAUGAUGAUGAUGAUGAGAAGGAGGAGAAAGAGGAGGGGUGUUUGUUUUCUGUGUCUGCUGGCGCUAAGUGGGCUUCCCUCUAUCCGGGCAGGUUGCGACCAGGGGGCCUGUAACCCGCGCAUGGGCAACCUUGCUCUGGGUCGUCAGGUGAUGAGCCAGACGGUGUGCGGCUACAACACUACAGAGACCUUCUGCUGGUUCGGGGAGAACAUCGACAAACGCGCACAUACACUCAAACACUCAGCGAGUAACGUCGUCAGUGGAGGCAAAAAUAGAGCGGCGCAUUCGGAAUCAUUUUGCAGCACGCUGCAGUGUGGUAAAUGCAACGCCGCGCGACCACACCAGUCUCACCUGGCGUCCGACAUGAGCGACUCCUCGUUCCGACACCCCAACACCUGGUGGCAGUCGGCCGAAGGCGUCGCCACGGAAACCAUUCAGCUGAACCUGGAGACAGAGUUCUACCUGACCCACCUGAUUCUGGUAUUCCGCUCUCCACGGCCCGCUGCAUUGGUUCUGGAACGUUCCCAGGACUACGGGAAGACCUGGACCACCCUGCAAUUGUACGCGCAGAACUGUGAUGGAGCAUUUGGAGUGCCCGAGGGAGACACGUGCACGCAGAAGUACUCAGCCGGAUACCCUUGUACAAGAGGAGAGGUCAUCUAUCGUGCCCUCUCGCCCUGGCACACCCUAGACCCCUACAGUGCCUCGGCUCGCGCCCACCUGACCCUCACCAACCUGCGGGUACGUCUGCUCCAGCACCAGCCCUGCCCGUGCCAGCUGAAGGAGCCCAGAGCCACGGGGGGCACGGGGGGCACGGGGGGCACGGGGGGCACACACUAUGCCAUCUACGACUUCAUAGCCAAGGGAAGCUGCCUGUGCAACGGGCAUGCUGACCAGUGUGUGCCUGCACUGGGGUACCAGCCUGCUCGAGAAAGGACCAAUCAUGUGGUUCAGGGGAGGUGUGUGUGUCAGCACCACACUGCGGGUCCCCACUGUGAGCGCUGCGCUCCCCUCUAUAACGACCAGCCCUGGCAGCCUGCCAACGGACUAACAGGAGCCCCCAAUGAGUGCAAGAAGUGUAAGUGCAACAGCCACGCUGAGAGCUGUCGCUUUGAUGUGACGAUGUGGCUGAGUUCUGGCCUACGUUCGGGAGGAGUGUGUGAUUGCACACACAACACGGAGGGCCCAAACUGCCAACGCUGCAAAGCCGGCUUCUACAGGGACCGCCAAAGACCACAUACAGCUCCCGACUCCUGCAGACCGUGUGAGUGCGAUCCUAAGGGAACCGUGGCAACUGAUGACGGUGGCGGAGCAUUCUGUGACCAUGGCAACGGCGAGUGUGUGUGCAAGCCCGGUGUGGGCGGGCCUCAGUGUGACAGGUGCAGGGUGGGUUACUGGGGUUUCCAUGACUACGGUUGCAGGCCAUGCAACUGCGCAGGUGACUGUGACCCCUUCACUGGAGACUGUGUUUCUCUACCUGAUCUGGAGGUGCCGCAGGUGGGAAACUCCAGUGAGUCGCCGUUGUUUCGUGUGGAGGAGCUCUUUUCUGCCUUGCGUUCCUCAGAGAAGUGUGUCUGUAAGGAACCAGACCUAGGGAACAACAAAGUCUUCUGCACCAUGAAAUAUGACUAUGUUUUGAAAGUGAAGGUGGUGUCAGCCCAUGAUAAGGGCUCCCAUGCAGAGGUGCAGGUGAAGCUGAGGAAAGUCCUCUGGCGCAGCUCUGAGCUGAAGCCCAAGGGGGCCCUGUGGAAGAGCUCCGUGCUGAGGCUCGACCGGGGAACUCUCACUCUUUACCCGGAGUCCUGGACAGCUAGAGGCUGCACCUGCCCGGUCCUCUACCCUGGUGUGGAGUAUUUGGUCGCGGGCCACAUGGACAGAAAGAAGUGGCACUUCCUGGUCAACAUGAAGAGCUUCGUGAAGCGGUGGACUGCCAGUCUCGGACGCAAAGUCCUCCAGCUCCUCAAGUCCAACUGUGCCUAGACAAGGAGAAGAGAAGAGAGGAGAGGAGAGGAGAGGAGGAAUGGAGAUGACGAAGAAAGGAGAGAAAAGGACUCUCGUGGCCACAGGGAGGAAAAGAAAAAACCUCACAUGGAUAUAUAUGUAUAGAGAGAGAGAGGGAUGGCGAGAGAAAGAAAGAGAGGGACGGCAAGAGAGAGAGAGGGAGAGGGAGAGAGAGAGGGGGAAGGAGGGAGGGAGAGAGAGAGAGACUCCCGAAGACGGUUGUCGUAAAUGCACUUUAACCCAAAUGGGACAACACCGUCAGAUUCCUGCUGGAACACAGACCCUCACACACAGACACAUGCAAUCACCCACACACUCUCAUACUCACACACACACACAUUCACACAUUCCUCCGUAGUGUGCCACAUUGCAGUAUCACGCCAUCAGAAAUUAUAUUCCAGUUUUCUGGGCGAUUGUGCUUCUGUGUGUCUGUGUAUGCCUCUGUGUGUGUAUGUGUGUGUGUGUGUGUGUGUGUUUGCGCAUUGGUGAUGGAGUUGGAUUGUGUGGAAAGGCAAAACUUCAUGAUAUACGUGUUGCAACUUUUUUUCUUUGGCAACAAAUAACACACACACUCUCUCUCUCACACACACAUACACAUACAAAGGAGUUUCAUUUAUAAAAAAGUAAUUAUUAAAAAAGUCUGUUUUAAAUUAAAAAAGCCAUAAAGUCCAUGUUGCCUUAUUGAGGUAAGAUCGAAGAGAAUUUUGUACAUAAUGGUUGUUUUUAUGUGUGUGUGUCUUCCUGUUUGUGUGUGUGUGUGAGAGAGUGUGUGUGUGUCUGUGAGUGUGUGCACUUCUAAUGCUUCCUCUGUAUAGAAGAUGAAUCUACUCAUCAGUUGUUAUAUAUGCAUAGAAAAUAAAUUUUUCCAACAGCCCAA